Molecule: messenger RNA, 360 nt
Organism: Acaulospora colombiana
Lineage: Eukaryota; Fungi; Glomeromycota; Glomeromycetes; Diversisporales; Acaulosporaceae
Source: the annotation of a GenBank genome assembly
GAAUUUUGUGCAAACUCAUCGACGCCAAGGGAAUACGAGCGCACCAAACCCCUCCACCACACCCGUCACACUCACCUCUCGUACAACGACGGCCGAGUCCUGUUCCAGCCCCUCUCUGCUGCUGCUCGUGCACAGACGAUGAUGGGCAUGUCGAACCCCCCUGCGCACCCCGUCUCACCCAUCCACGUCAACAAGGCUCUCCACCAACAAGGACCUCAGGCGCAGCAGAUGGGGCCAGACUUGCAGACGAACGAAUCGAUGCUCUCGCAAAUGGCGUCCAUGGGGCAGCCCUACUCGUCGGACCAAUACGGUGACUCUCAGCUAGAAGAAUUAUUGAGGAGCGGCAUUUCUGGAGUUUGA